AUGGCGGAGCGUGGGUUGGCUCCGAGACAGUUGCAGGAGCACCGGAACUGCAGGCGGUAUCAGGAGAACCUGCCUUCCAAGUGUUUCAUGAAGCACACGAGGCUGAAGUUUCCCAGAUUCAUGAACAGCCAGCACUGGGUGUUUGUGAGAGAGGGACUGGAUGACUUCCGGAAAGGCUGUCCCCCACACCAGCACCCCAAGGGUGUUCUGCCUCAUAUUCAUCACAGACUUCCCCAAGCUACCCCUGAGAAGAGGCAGAAUGGACUGCCCAAGGGGGCAGCCCGGUCAUCCAAGCUUUCACAAGCAAGGAAGGCAUUCUUAGAGGACAUGGAAGAUAACAUGGCCCUACACCCCCUGGCUCUCUACCCACAUCUGGAAGAAGCUUUGCCUGCUGAGCUCUUAUUGCAGGUGCUGGAAGUACUCGACCCUGAGAAGAAGCUGGUGGACACGUGGGCUUAUUGUCGGGAUACCAAAAAAUUGUUGAAGGAGCCCACAAAGCUUGUAGAAAAAUGUUCUUCUCAAGUUUUUGCCGGGCGGCCCAAGAAGAUGCCGGUGUCACAUUCAGACCAGUGGCUUUGCAAAGAAAAGCCAAACAAAGUGAAUUCGCUCUAUAAAGACAGUCUCCUCCAUGACAAUGUACGCAGAGGAGUCCAAGACUUCUGCAACUGGGCCAAGGCACUUGGAAGUUUGCCCAUCGAUGAAGAGUUUGUCCUGCAGCAGUUUGACACUGACUAUCAGACCAGACACAGCUGUGAUGCACUUCAUGGGAGGACAAGGAUUCAGGACAAACCCUUAAUCAAUGGUCGACCUUCCCUGAGAGAGCACAGUGGGCGCUGGAAGGAACCCCAGGCCUCUGCAAGAGCAAAUCCUCAUAAGCCCAAGUGGGUGAAGAUGAGGUAUGGAGCCUGGUAUCUCAAGACCAACCUGUGGAAGAAGCAAAGAGCAGAUGAACCCUUGGUUGAUCCCAAGAUUUCACACAAAGCUCAAGAUGCCAACUUUAAAAACCAUCUUCGAGAGCAGGUGGAGCUGCUCCCAGGCCUGCAUGGAACCAGAACCACUGCCUUUAAGGACUUCCUUCUGAGCAGGGGUUACAGGAUGCCCAGGUUCCUUGAGAAGAUAUAUGCUGAGGAGAGAGGUAAAUCUGAAAAUAUUGAGACUCCUAAACUCACACCAACAGAGAGGAAUUCUGGGAGAAGAUAA
Molecule: messenger RNA, 1200 nt
Organism: Cricetulus griseus (Chinese hamster)
Lineage: Eukaryota; Metazoa; Chordata; Mammalia; Rodentia; Cricetidae
Source: RefSeq, a predicted model, not a curated record